Molecule: messenger RNA, 6807 nt
Organism: Chrysochloris asiatica (Cape golden mole)
Lineage: Eukaryota; Metazoa; Chordata; Mammalia; Afrosoricida; Chrysochloridae
Gene: PKDREJ
Product: polycystin (PKD) family receptor for egg jelly
Exons: 1
Coding region: 1-6807 (2268 amino acids)
Biological process (GO): detection of mechanical stimulus
Cellular component (GO): membrane
Molecular function (GO): calcium ion binding; calcium channel activity; protein binding
Source: RefSeq, a predicted model, not a curated record
AUGCGGCCGGGGCCCGCGCUGCUCCUCCUGGGCCUGGGCCUGGGUCGCCUCCCGCCGCCCUCUGCUCCUCGCGGGGUCCAGGACCUCGGCCCCGGGGCGCCCGCCUCGCCGUCGGGGGCCCCGCCCGGCGUCCCCGUGACCAUCGAGGCCGCGGAGCCGCGCCGAGUCGGGACCGCCCUCGGCUUAGGGAUGCGCGGCGGCCGGGCCCGUCUCCGCCUGCGGCCCCGUGCGGCCCCAGCCGGCGGCGUGGCCCUUAGCGGCGGCCACAGCUUCUGCUUCACGACGGCCGGGGGCACCGCGGCUGCGCCGCGCUGGUACUGCCUCGGCCUGCGCGCCCUGCUCCGCGCCCGCGGCGGGCCCGCAGCGCCUACCGACCUGGACCUGCGGCUGGCUGCGCCGGGUGGCCGGCUCUCCCUGGCCUGGUUCGCGCCGCUGCGACGCCCUCUUCGCCACCCACGAUGGUCUUUCCACCUGCAGCUACUCGGGCCGGGAGAGACCCGGCGUCCCCACUUCUCCGCUCGCUCCGUGCGGCCCGCCAGCCCCGGACUCCACGCAGGCUUCGUGGCCGAAACCACGUGCCCCACGGACGGCCCCACGCCCGUGAUUCUAGAGGCUGUCAACUCGAACACCCCCAAAGCCAUCCAGUCUUCCGUGUCCUGUCAGAUGAAACCCUGUCUGAUCAAGCAGGUAAAGAUCCAUCGGGACCACCCAUCUUCCCCAAUGCGGUUGACCUGGAAGACAGAGGCUGACAUUGAGGCCACCGCGGAGAUCGAUUGCCCAGGCGCCCUUUCCAUUAUUCAAUUUUGGCAAAUUUUCCCAGUGCGUUCUGCGUUGGACGUGCCGGAUUGGACUACACCUUUGGAUAUACCACAACUCCAGACGAGGAUAAAUUCAUCAUCUCUACAUAUCCCCAAGUCUACUUUAACUUGGGGGAUGUAUGUGGUUAAUUUCGUAGUGGCCAUAACCACAUCGGAUCCAGCUAUGCCUUUGGUGAACGAUUCAGAUUACAUUUAUGUGGCGGUUAACAGAAGUCCCUUGAAGGCAGUAAUUCUUGGGGAUUCCCGCAUAACAAUAAAUUUCACAGAUGGCCUGGUUCUGGAUGGCAGAAUGUCCUCAGAUCCAGAUGCAGAUAGCCCUUUGGAAGGACUCAGUUUUUUUUGGUACUGUACCACAGAUCGCAAAAACUACAGAGGAAAUGAAAUCACAGUUUUAAGUAGUGAUAUUUGUCACCCUGAGCAGACUGACCUGCAUUGGACAUGGGCCUCUGGCCCAAUACUAACAGUUUCACCAGAAACACUUCAAGGUAACCGUGUAUAUUUUUUCAGAAUGGUGAUACAGAAAAAUGCCAGAUCAGCAUUUUCUGAUAAAAGGGUUCAUGUGUUCCAAGGACCAACACCUAUAGCAAGAAUUUCGUGUAUUGAAAAUUGUGAUCGAAUUUUAAUUAUAUCAGAUCGAUUUUCUUUGUUUUUAAAUUGCACAAAUUGUGGCCUAAGCCGUAUCUUCUCUAGAUGGUCAAUUUUGUCCCCUACAGCUCAAGAGAUGCCAUUUGAUUGGAGGGGGCAAACCGUAACAGGGAGACAUGGUACUUACUUGUCUAUCAAGGCUUUUGCUUUUAGGCGGUUUCUGGAAAAGCAGUAUUGGAUUUCGCUAUACCUAGCAACAUGGGGUGGCGUGAUCUCAGUCUUUAAGCAUGACUUUGUUAUUAAUCAUGCCCCUCAAGUAGGAGAAUGUGAAAUUAAUCCAGCAAAAGGAAUUGCAUUUGUUACUAAAUUUGUGGUUGGGUGUAGUUCUUUUAAGGACAAGGAUAUUCCUCUUACGUAUAAAAUAAUAGUUUCUGAUUUGUACGGUAUUGGUGAAAUAAGUUCUUUAAAAGAGAAUACCUUAGGGGCCAUCCUGUACUUGGGGACACAGACUAGAGCACCCCCUUCCUUUCUCCCAGUUGGCGUGAUGGCUAAUCAUUAUGCCGUGAAACUGUACGUUCAAGUUUAUGAUUCUCUCGGAGCUUUUUCUCAGGUGACUUUGUAUGCCACAGUGCAGGCUCCUACUGAUGAGAACCAGCCGAGGACUAUUCUGCAUCAGUUACUCAAUGCUACCAUGGGAUCAAGUUCAUUGCUAUCGUCUUUGCUUCAAAAGCAGGAUUUUCUGUCUGCAGGUUACUUACUAUAUACAGUGGCUUCUGUUUUGAAUAGCAUGAAAACUGAGUUAACUCUCUUAGACGACAUGAUCAAUAUCCGAAAACAUCUUGUCAAUCAGACCUUCCUUCUUCCUAUAACCACUUUGGUAGAAAUUAACCAAGUAGUCAUGAUUAUUACAAAAUUAGCUCAGAAAGGCUCCGAAUUCAGCCCAAUUGCUCAGAAACUUGCCACCAUCAGGCUAUGGCAAGCAAACCAAGCACUGCAGACAUAUCGGCAAAAAGAGAAACACUUCCGUUCUGAACAAAUAGAGAUUGUGAGUACUGGGAUAUUUACUAUGUUGUCUAAUAGCCUUCAAUACAUUGCUCCUCACGAAGUUGUGCAAGAUCCUUUCUAUGUAAUAGAAUCUCUAGCAGAUACAAUAUUGGCUAGCAAAGUGCCAGGGAGUGAAACCACCGUCCUGAGCAUUUCAAACCUGAACAUACACCUCGAGAAAAUGGAGAAGUGGGAUGUUACCAAGGUCUUCACAAGUGAACAACACUGCCGAAAUUGUUUUUAUCCCACACUGAGUGUGAGCAGUGUUCCUGAUUUGCCUCCAAAUGCUCCGAUUUCUACAGUGUUUUGUGAGUUUGCAGAUGACCCGUUCCCUUGGUUAAAUUAUGGGAGAAACAUCUCAGUAGAGGUGGUUGGAUUUAGAAUGACAGGGGCCAAGGCUAAUGGUGACGUGGUUGAGAUCACACCUGACGUCGUGGAAGUGUACCUCAUCCGGAAAAACUUGACCUCUACCACUUUUAAUCUCACAGUGGGACCCAACGGUGAACCUGAUGAGGUUGAUGAGCCCUUGAGAAAGACUACAGGGGCAUUUCGCUUUGAAGUGGACAGCAGAGUAGUCAAGGAGCUCUUUGUCCACAUUGUGACCAACGUGACGGUGCUAUUCAAGGUGCUGGUGUAUGCGGGCGGUCACGUCACUCCCACUGCUCUGGUGGCCUCUUUCCUGGUGCCCCAUGACAUGCCUCCUACUGCCAACCAGAGUGGCCUCUUUGACCCUGCCUGUUCUGUGAAGGAGGCCCGUGUGGUUUGCCUUCCGCAGUCUCUGCUGCAGGUGAUAGGUCAGCGCAGACAGUCUUCCAAGUUUGCCGUAUCUGUGGUCCUGCAGGCUCCUCGUUUUGUUUUGUCGCCCAAUAGCAAGCUAGUGAGGAUUUCGCUUUUCAGUGUUCAGUGUUUGGACAUGGAGGGGAUUCAGAGUGAUUGGAGAGACGAUCAUUGUAUUCUAGGUGAGAAGACCAGCUGGCGCAAAGUGCACUGUGUCUGCAAGAACCAAGUAAGGGCCAGGCGGCAGGUGAACUCCGUUUUAAAUCUGACCGGCAUUCAGCUGCAUGCACGCUAUGUGACAGGCAAGGUAAUCGUGAUCCCUAAUGCUGUAGAUCUGCAACUCGAAGUCAUCAAGAAAAUCAACCAAAACCCUGUGACUCUCUUCACCGUACUUUUCAUCCUGCUCAUCUACAUAGUCCUUGCUUUCUGGGCCUUGCACAGGGAUGAAACAGACCAGUUUCAGAGGCAUCGUGUGGUAGUUGUACCCGAUAAUGAUCCUUAUGAUAACAUGUGCUACUUGGUCACUAUUUUUACAGGAAGUCGUUGGGGGUCUGAAACCAGGGCUGAUGUCUUUGUCCAGCUUAUGGGCACAGAGGGUACCAGUGACGUGCAUUGUUUAAGUCACCCAUAUUACACAAUUCUCUACCGAGGAAGCGUCAAUACUUUCCUCCUAACGACGAAAAGUGACUUGGGGGACAUCCUCUCUGUUCGUGUGUGGCACAACAAUGAGGGGAAGAAACCAAGUUGGUAUCUAAGUCGCAUCAAAGUGGAAAAUCUGUUCACCAGAUGCGUUUGGCUGUUCAUGUGCCGGAAAUGGCUUUCUAUUGACACCUCUUUGGAUAGGACAUUUCGUGUUAUCCACCCAGAUGAGCCUCUAAACCGAAAGGACUUUUUCUUAAUAAAUUCAGCUUAUGAGCUAGGGAAAAGUCACAUGUGGUUCUCCAUUUUUGCUGGUGUCAUUGCUAAACCAGUCAACAGGCUACAGAGACUGUCCUGUUGUUUAACAGUGUUGUUAAGCAGUCUUCUUUGUAAUAUUAUGUUCUUUAAUGCCAAUAGAAAAGAAGACAUUGAGUCCAAAGGGUUAUACUACAUCAGGUUAAUGAUGAUAGGAGUUGAAAGUGCCUUAAUUACAGUCCCUGUGCAAUUAUUAUUAAUGGUUUUGUUCACCUAUUCCCAAAAGAAACCUACUCAGAUGACUCUAGAUGAGGUAUCUCCUCGAAAACAUCAUCCUCUGAUGACAGAAGAGAGUGGAUUCUGGGACGAACGUUUGGAAAAGUGGUAUGCUUAUGAAACCACUAAGACGCAGACCAGGAAGACUGAAAAGCAUACAUCGAGAGACAAUCCUGAACUUCCUAAGGCUUCUGGACAGACAACCUUCAAAAGCCAGCAGCCUGAGAAAGCAGAGACUAAGGAUCCAUGGACCGAUACCAGAAACGCCAAUGACAACAACAAUGACAACAUAAAAGACCAUCAAGAUGUUCUUUCAGAAGAAACCCCUUCCAAACAGAAACCUCAGCCGAAGGCCAGAUUUCUUCUGCCUGCUUGGUGUGUUUAUAUAGCAUGGUUCUUGGUUUUUGCCAUUAGUAGCAUAUCAUCAUUCUUUAUCGUAUUUUAUGGGCUGACUUAUGGCUAUAAUCGGUCAAUAAAAUGGCUCUUCACAUCUUUUUGUUCAUUCUUUCAGUCCAUUUUUCUGGUGCAGACAUCUAGAAUUUUACUUCUGUCAGGUUUCAGAACAAAUAAGUCGAAGUAUUGUAAAAACCUUCCAUGGACAAUUAAGUAUCGUUACACAGAGAUCAAGCUUCAUGGGCUGAGGAAGAGUCCAGCUGAAAGGCACAAGCUGCAUCUCCGUAUCAAUCACAUCCGGGGCACCAGGAUGUACCAGCCCCUCACAGAGGAUGAAAUAAGAAUAUUCAAAAGGAAGAAGAGAAUCAAAAAACGAGCGCUCCUCUUCCUUAGUUACCUUCUAACACACUUUAUCUUCCUAGCCCUUCUCUUGGUCCUCAUCGCGGUCAUGCAUCACACGGACAACUUUUACUAUAACCAGUUUAUUCGGGAUUAUUUCUCGGUGGACCUUGCCACGGUCACUAAGCUGGAACAUAUUUAUAGAUGGCUACACAAGGUGCUGUUGCCUUUGCUUCACAACGACCUGAAUCCAACGUUUCUUUUCGACAGCUCAUCUAAAAUCCUUGGCCUUCCACUGAUGCGGCAAGUACGAGCAAAACCUAGUGAAAAAAAGUGUCUGCCUGACAAAAAUCUCAUCCUUCAUAGCGUCAAGAGGGACAUUCAUUGUCAUCCCAAGUAUGGCAUUGACCCAGAAGACACAAAAAACUACUCUAGCUUUUGGAAUGAUGUUGAUAAACAGGCUAUUAACAACAACCGCAAUGGGUUUAUUUAUAAGCCGCAAGAAAAGAAAUGGUCUUACUAUUCCUAUGGGCUGUUACAUACGUACGGAUCAGGAGGGUACAUAUUCUAUUUUUUUCCAGACCAGCAGCAGUUUAAUUCUACAUUGAGGCUCAGGGAGCUCCAAAGAAAUAAUUGGCUUGAUGAGAAGACGUGGGCUGUGAUUGUGGACCUUACGACUUUUAAUUCGGACGUGAAUCUGUUCUGUAGCAUUGCCGUCAUAUUUGAAGUUUCUCAGUUAGGAGUUGUUAACUCAAGUACAUUGGUGCACUCGUUCUCACUUUUUGACUUCAACAGGAAUACUUCAGCCGAAGUCUACGUGUACCUGGCCAUUCUCAUUUUUUUCUUAGCCUAUAUCGUUGAUGAAGGUUAUAUCAUUAUGCAAGAAAAAGCCUCCUACGUGAAAAGUGUGUAUAAUUUACUCAACUUUGCUUUAAAAUGCAUAUUUACUGUUCUGAUUGUCCUUUUUUUCCAGAAACACCUCUUGACCACAGACAUCAUUCAGUUUUACUUAUCGAAUCCUAGGAAUUUCAUUCCAUUUCAUGCCAUUUCUCAAGUAGAUCAUCUUAUGAAGAUCAUUUUGAGUUUCCUGCUAUUUCUGACCAUCUUGAAAACCCUCAGGUAUUCCAGAUUCUUCUAUGAUGUGCGACUGGCUCAGAGGGCCAUUCAAAUCGCUCUUCCUGGCAUCUGCCACAUGGCCUUUGUGGUGUCUGUUUAUUUCUUUGUAUACAUGGCUUUUGGCUACCUGGUAUUCGGCCAGCAUGAAUGGAACUACAGUAACUUGAUUCAUGCCACACAGACAGUAUUCUCUUACUGCGUCUCAGCUUUUCAGAACACUGAAUUUUCUAGUAACAGGGUUCUUGGGAUCUUAUUCCUCUCAUCUUUUAUGCUGAUCAUGAUCUGCAUCUUGAUCAAUUUGUUUCAGGCAGUGAUUCUGUCUGCCUAUGAGGAGAUGAAGCAGCCUGUGUAUGAGGAGCCAUCAGAUGAAGCAGAAGCAAUGACUUAUUUGUGUCGUCAGCUAAGAGCAGUGUUUCGUCUUCUGACCUUCCGCUCCAGGACCAAAAAUGAACCUGAGUUUGUUAUUGACAUGCUAUAUGGACAACCAGAGAAAAACAACCGCCGGUAUCUGGGGCUGAAGACCAGAAACAUUAAUGGGAAAAAAAUGAUUUAUCUUGUUGUUUGA